Clupea harengus (Atlantic herring) is the source of this 2216-nucleotide messenger RNA. RefSeq names its product family with sequence similarity 43 member A (gene fam43a). The record is from RefSeq and is a predicted model, not a curated record. Lineage: Eukaryota; Metazoa; Chordata; Actinopteri; Clupeiformes; Clupeidae.
UCCAACGUUGUACAAUCACUUUGGUUCCUGCGCGGUUAAAUCAUGGAGAUGAAAGCUGGAAGGUAGGGGAGCCUCGUAAGAAAGUGAUUUUUACUCAUCGCAUCAGUGGAGUUACUUGAAUUCUCGAAACUUUUAAAUGACAGAGGAUUCUUUUACCUCAACAUUUAGAAGUAAUACAUUAGUUGUAGCUUAUAUAGCUCUGAAUGCAAAACGAUCAGAUAAUGCUGCCGUGGAAGAAAAACAAGUUCGAUCUGAUAGAGGAAGAUAAACAAUCGAAACAGAAGGGGUAUGCAGUGAGUUUGAACUACUCUGCGCUAACCUCCUUCGCGAAGUCCUGCCCGGAGAGCGCACUGAACAGGGUCGGAAGCAUGUUUAAGUCGAAAAGAAAAAAGGUGAAGAUAACAAGCGAGGAUCCAACUUACACAGUUCUCUAUUUGGGAAAUGCUACAACCAUUCAGUCGAAAGGAGAAGGGUGCACGGACGUGGCCGUGAGCAAGAUCUGGGGUAAGAGCGAAAUGGGCAAGAAUGGCACCAAAAUGAAACUGACCAUCAGUUCGCAGGGCAUCCGGAUGGUGCAUGUAGAUGACAAGGCAAGGCGACCUGGACAUUUGUACUUACUGCAUCGAAUCACCUACUGUGUUGCCGACCCCCGGCUUCCAAAGAUAUUCGCAUGGAUAUACCGACACGAAAUGAAACACAAGGCGGUGAUGCUGAGGUGCCACGCCGUGCUGGUGUCCAAACCCGAAAAGGCAAAAGCCAUGGCAUUGCUCUUGUACCAGACCUCUUCAACGGCCCUAGCUGAAUUUAAAAGGCUUAAACGAAGGGACGAUGCCAGGCACCAGCAACAGCAGUUGAUAGGGGAACAAACUAUUCCACUUGUGCCCCUGCGAAAGCUUCUGAAUGGACAGUGUUACUAUAAGCCUCCCGUGGAGCGCAGCAGGAGCGCACCCAAACUUGGGUCGAUCACGGAGGACUUGAUAGGGGAGGAGGAGGAGGAGAAAGCCAUGCACUUUGAGUGCGAGGAUAUACUGGACUCAGACAAUUGCAAUGGUAAACAGGAGUUGUCCCAGAUUAUCAACGACCUGGGAGAGAUGUGCAUCGGAAACGACCUACAGACGCUGAAAUCAGACUUACGGGUUACCCGUUUGCUCUCGGGUGAGAGCACGGGAAGCGAGUCGUCAAUUGAAAGCAAUCAAGAUCCAAUCUCUGUCUCCAAUGGUUUCGAGGAACGGAAAAUGCAAGAGAUUGGCUGAGGAAAGUUGUUCUCAACCAAAUUGGACUGCCACAUUUGAUUCAUUGUGGACUCAUCGUCAUCCGACACUGUGUUGUUUUGUUUCAAGGAGCCAUGUAUGCCUGUAGUAUUGUGCCUCCCCAUCCAUUCGACUUGAAAGGAUAUGUGUUUCGUUUAGGAUUUCGAUGUGUCGAUUGUGGACUCGACAGAAACCCAACACAAUGACUUUUAGGUUCUGUGAAUGAGGCUAUCUGAUCACCACACACACUGCAUGCCUGGUCCAUGUAUGAGUUAGAGAGUAGUCAAGAUGUUAUGGACAGUGGCUGUGCAAAAUGGAGUAGGCCUACAAAUAUGGCAACUGUUACAAAGGUUGCAUUUUAUGUAGGGAUCCAUCUGAUAUGAAUCAGAUAUGUUGUCAAAAUACCAUAUAGCACUACUUUGCAUUUUUUAUAUGUGUAUUUGCACAGUCAAGUCAACCCCAUGUCUUUAACAUCCUGACUUCACAGAUGCGCAUUAAGGUGCUUAUGCACCAAGCUUAUCCCCUCAGCUAGUCUAUGAUUUAGAGGGGUUUAUGUGAGCUUGUUUACCUAACCUGUUUCCCUGAGGAAAUGUUAUUUGAAAGAAAAGAAAGAAUUGUCCUGAAUGGUGUAAUGCAUCCCAUUAGAACACUACUCAACCAGUACCAUCUUCUAUUUUCUCCUAUCAGGACAUUCCAUUUUUUUUCUUUUUCCGAAUUAUUUUUGCACUGUUGUGGAAUUCAACUGAGUAUUAUGAGUUACAUUCAUUUGUACAUAAUAUUGUGUUCUCUAAAUGUUCUCAUAAACAUACAUGUCAUUAUCUUUGCUGUGCAAAAGAAUAAAAUCCUGAUGUAUUAAGAUGUACAUAUAGUUAACACAUAAAUAAUAUACUUGUUUUUUAAGGAAGGAAACAUGAUUUGUUUCUGUGAACCUCGAAAAAAACUACCAAUAAAAACCAAGAAAAUAUA